Messenger RNA from Glycine soja, 1483 nucleotides. Its product is annotated as ornithine carbamoyltransferase, chloroplastic-like. Gene Ontology annotation, biological process: L-citrulline biosynthetic process. Gene Ontology annotation, molecular function: amino acid binding; ornithine carbamoyltransferase activity. The transcript is spliced from 5 exons. The record is from RefSeq and is a predicted model, not a curated record. NCBI's taxonomy places the organism in Eukaryota, Viridiplantae, Streptophyta, Magnoliopsida, Fabales, Fabaceae. Gene Ontology annotation, cellular component: intracellular membrane-bounded organelle. The coding region runs from base 84 to 1160 and encodes 358 amino acids.
AUAUAAACGAGGAAAUGGAAGUACGGUGAAAAGUAAAGAGAAUUAGCAGUGUUAUUGGUGGGUUUAGGAAGUACUAACAGGAAAUGGCUGUGAUCCCGUGUCACUGUUACCGUUCCGUCGGAUCCGACAAACCCUACCUCUCUGGUCAGAGUCUCCGCCGUUGCGCUCCUUCCCCCGCCGUCUCCGUUUCAUUUCGACGCCGAAUAUCAUGCGUCGCCUCUUCCGCUGUCGCUCAGAAAGUUGGGCUGAAAGAUUUUCUUCACUUGGAUGAUUUUGAUAAGGAUACUAUUUUGAAGAUGUUGGACCGGGCCCUUGAGGUCAAGGCAUUGCUGAAGUCAGGGGACAGGUCAUUUCGGCCUUUUGAGGGGAAGACAAUGGCAAUGAUAUUUACAAAGCCGUCCAUGAGAACACGUGUUUCGUUCGAGACUGGCUUUACAUUGUUAGGUGGCCAUGCUAUAUAUUUAGGACCCGAUGACAUCCAAAUGGGCAAGCGAGAGGAGACUCGUGACAUUGCUCGUGUUUUGUCUCGCUAUAAUGACAUCAUUAUGGCUCGUGUUUUUGCUCAUAAGGACAUACUUGAUCUUGCAAAAUAUGCUACUGUGCCAGUCAUCAAUGGGUUGACAGACUACAACCAUCCCUGCCAGAUAAUGGCUGAUGCCCUUACCAUGGUUGAGCACAUAGGUCGGUUUGAAGGUACAAAGGUGGUCUACAUUGGAGAUGGAAAUAAUAUUGUUCACUCAUGGUUGUUGAUGGCAUCUGUAAUUCCCUUUCACUUCGUCUGUGCAUGUCCAAAAGGAUUUGAACCCGAUGCAAAAACAGUUGAGAAGGCAAGGAAAGCUGGAAUCAGCAAGAUUGAGAUAACCAAUGAUCCCAAAGAAGCUGUUAAAGGAGCUGAUGUUGUGUAUUCAGAUGUCUGGGCCAGCAUGGGGCAAAAGGAAGAAGCUGAAUACCGUCGCCAAGUUUUUAAAGGAUUUCAGGUGAACCAAAAUCUUAUGGAUUUGGCCGGUUCAAAGGCAUUUUUUAUGCACUGCUUACCCGCGGAAAGAGGGGUGGAGGUGACUGACGAAGUUAUUGAAGCUCCAAAUUCAAUAGUCUUCCCACAAGCUGAGAACCGAAUGCAUGCACAGAAUGCUGUAAUGCUUCAUGUACUUGGCAAGUAAUCUUGGAGACUGAGCAUUAUUAGCGUGCACUUGCAAUACUUGGUUUUAGGCCUUCUGCUGGUGUAUACACUUGCAACACUAUGUUCGGUCUAGUAAGUUGGAUUUUUGAGUUUUGUCGGUAUUAUUACUAGCAAUCGUAUAAAAAUGCAGUGUUGGGUUUUCUUUUCUCUUUUGCUCUAUCACAAUGCCUCUCGUUUUUUAUUCGAGUCCUUCAAAGUAAAAAGUGCAGUAGGUCUAGCAUAAAGUAAAAUUUUAAUUAAUUUUGAACUCACUUUAGAAAUUACAUAUAAAUAUCUUGAAUGUAUAUAUUUUGUCCCUCCUAA